Molecule: messenger RNA, 4234 nt
Organism: Fopius arisanus
Lineage: Eukaryota; Metazoa; Arthropoda; Insecta; Hymenoptera; Braconidae
Gene: nwk
Product: nervous wreck
Exons: 18
Coding region: 196-3252 (1018 amino acids)
Biological process (GO): regulation of actin filament polymerization; neuromuscular synaptic transmission
Cellular component (GO): neuromuscular junction; recycling endosome
Molecular function (GO): protein binding
Source: RefSeq, a predicted model, not a curated record
AGUUAAACCCCGUGUGUCCAGGGGGAUGAAAACGCCUGCGCCGGUACGAUCAAUAAAUACCCGAAGUCGAGGCCAAGAGGCCAGUAGCAUACGAAUUCGCGUCGAGUGAGCAGCGUUUACCUUAACGAAUCAUUUUUAAGUGUUAAAUUUUCCUUUAAACAGUGUUUAAUUGGGCGCUUGACGAGCGGCUCAAUCAUGCAACCACCACCGAGGAAAGGGAAUUACGCGAAAUUCCUGAAAAAUGUGCAUGCAGAGCAGGCGGCAAAAUUGCAGGUGAAAAAUCAACAUGAGUGUGACCUAUUAGAGGACAUCCGGAAUUUCACAUUAAAAAAAUCAGCAAUCGAGAAAUCGUACUCCGAGGCACUGCUCAAAAUAUCCUCGGCGUAUUUAAAUAAGAAAAUACCAAAUAUUCCGGACCUGAAGAUCGAUGGGGCUGAGGAAAAAUGGAAUAUGUGGAAUGUUUGGCGAACUGUCCUGGAAGAGAACGAGAAAUUGGCUCGAGCCCGUCUCGCAGCAGUUGAGGUAUUUCAACAGCAGAUUGCCGAUGAUGCUAAGGUCCUCAGAAUGCACAAGAUGCAGAUAUCGAAGAAGGCAAUCGACCAAUUGAUGAUAGUACAAAAGGAACUGCAGAUGUGCGUGCAGGAUGUUGAUAAAACGAAGAAAUUGUAUUUCGAUGAGGAACACAGUGCUCACGACGUACGUGAUAAGGCGAAAGAUAUUGAGGAGAAAAAAAAUCUUCGCAGAUUAAAGAAGAAAAAGGGUUCCUUCUUCCAGUCAAUUACAUCUUUACAAAAAAAUAGCGCUAAGGUGACAUCGAAGCGAGAUGCCCUAGACGAGAAGUCGACGGGUGCCCGUAAUGAUUACUUGUUGAGCCUGGCAGCUGCCAACGCCCAUCAAAAUCGUUAUUUCGCCAUUGACCUGCAGAACACCAUGCAGUAUCUUGAACAGGGGGUGUAUGACAAAGUACAGGAGUACUUGACUCUCAUGGGACGCACUGAAUUGCUGACCUGCAUGGCAACCCAGAACAGCUUCACCACUAUUCGGGAUCAGGCACAGCAGCUGACGAGGGAGUAUAAUAUUCAGUGCUGCAACUUGUAUUAUCCGACGCUCAAACAACAUAUACAGUACGAAUUUGAGCCGUGUGAUAAUGACCAAAUUGACAGGGUAACCGCUGAUCACUCCGCUGCGACGACACUUGGCAAAGAAGCUCGCCGUUGGUCGCAAAGAAUUGCCCGUGAAGUUGCAACAAUUCGCGAGAGCAACCGUAAACUCCAAGUUCUUCUGCAACUCAAGGAGUCAGGACACAAGAGCGAUCCCAACGAUCCCAAUGGGCCCGAUCUAGACACCAAGAUCGACGAGCUGAAGCACACAGCACGUCGAGCCGAGACUGCUAAAAUGAAGGCCGAGGCGAGGAUCGAGUGCUUGCGAUUAGGUGGAGUGAAUGUUGAUGAGUUCCUCCAGGAGGCGGAGACUCUCAGUGUUCAGGAUAUGCCACGAUCAGCGAGUUCAUUGUCAGUGAGAACUGAUGCUUCUGGUGCAGCGGAACAUCCAUCCUCGGAUUCAUUCUACGAUAGUGACAACGACGCUGGGAGUGAUCUGACGACAGUAGAGAGACCAGGAAGUGGCAGGCAUGUAUCUGAACACCACGAGGACGAUCAGAGAGACGAGAGGGAGAGGCACGACAGUGCUGAAGUCGACGCGCUACUGGAACAAGAAAAACAGCGGAUAGAACAGAUGGCCGCAGACUGGGACGAUCCAACAUCAAUAGACUGGGGAACUGACGACAAAGAUGAAAUUCCAGAGCCUUCAGAAGUCAUUACCACUGGCCAACAGCCACAACUAUACAAGUGCACUGCGCUAUACUCAUACACAGCGCAAAAUCCCGAUGAACUAUCGAUCGUCGAGAGCGAGCAGUUGGAGGUAGUUGGCGAGGGUGAUGGAGAUGGCUGGCUACGAGCUCGUAAUUAUCGAGGUGAAGAGGGCUUUGUACCCCAAAAUUACUUGGAUGUGGAGAGAGAAUCAGCAACUGCCACUGGGCUUAUUUCACAUGGUCCUGGACUUGUCACUCAAAUUUCUUUCUCCUCCGUCGAUUACACUAUUGAUGAUCAUGACGCUGUCGAUCCAGACGCACAUCUUCAUACAACAGCAGUUAAUCAAGUACCAGAACAGGUAGAUAAUCUCGUUGAAUCGACGGAAGUGUACUGCAUCGCCCUGUACGAUUAUGACGCAACUUGUGAUGAAGAAUUGACGUUCCUCGAGGGUGAUAUACUGAGGGUAUUGAAAACAGAACCGCACGACGUGGAUGAUGGCUGGUGGGAAGGUGAAUUGCGUGGGCAAAAAGGCCUUUUCCCGUCUCUGGUCGUCGAACCGUGCGCCCUCGAUGGCUCUCCAUUGACCCCACAGGAGGAGACAACGCCCCCCAGCUCUGCACCCCCAGUUUUCACACCACCUGAUGUUCCCGAUUUUGUUCUAGCUGAUGAGAUAACACGAGCCAUGUUUAAUGAAUCAGACGAAGACAAGCCACCACUGAUAAACGGCGAAGCCCCUGAUGGAUUUGCAAUAAACUUGCCGAAAAUCCAGAAGGACCAAUACGGUAUGCAAUUCAAUGGUCCCCAGACGGAGCCGCCAGGAAUAAUUGUCGUACAAGUAUCGGACGAGUCCGGCGAACAGGAAGGUGAAGAGGUCGAGCGUGACAUAGCGCCUAAAACGAGGAAAGAGAUGAAGUCUGAAGGUCAGGAUGAUGAUUUUGGUUUGGGUGUUGCACAGAUUGUGAUAACAGCUGCAACACCUAUGGAGGAAGUUGAACAUCCAUUUCCAGGUGAUGGUGAGGAUCCCCCUGAGGAUGUGGCCGAGACAACAGAGGAGCCAGAGAGUACAGAAUCAGAGAUGGAGACUAAGGUCGAGAUGAAGAGUGAAGAGGAGGUGACCAAAGAGACGACUGACGACAACACCGAGGAAGUUGAGGAGAAAUCAACGGUGGAUGAUUUGCCAGCGGAUUCGGCACCAUUUCCGGUAAGCAGUAGUUCUGGAUCUGAUGGAGAUUCAACAUCAGGACCAAGUACAGCCGAUAAUUCACAGUCAUUACCCUCACGUCGUACUGUUAUCGAAAUACAGACUGAAUUGGAAACGAGCGAUGAACAGCCUGAUAUUAUACCAGAGAAGAUGCUCGUUGGUGGACGUGCCAGUAUUCCAGAUGAAUUACAACCAGAUCAAUUGGAAAAAUUACAGAAUCUCAAAGAAUCAAAUGCCUAGGAUUGACUAGACCUCGGAGAAGAUGAGUAUCCUGCCUUAAAUAACAAACUGGCUCUUCCGAAAAAUCAUCAAAAUAAAUUUCAACAUCUCUUGGAUUUUUGGAAAUCUCCGGAGGUUAUUGGAAACAAAGACUAACGUUAUAUAACGAUAUUAUCACCCUGGAUAAAUGGAUGAUCGAUAAUAACUAUGAGCUGAUCUUUCGAGACAUUUUUUUUUCGAAGUUAUACCUUUCCAAAUCCAAGCAAUUAAAACUUUUGCGGGCCUGCGCAAUCCAUCAAAAAUGAUGAGAUUAAUAACAACAACCCACAAUUUUGUCGACUAAAAUUUUUAUGUUGAUAUUGUUAUGUACACAACUUUUUGCUAGGCUAUAUUAUACUUUAGUGACUCUACUAAAUUACGGAUUAAUCGGAUAAUCGUUGCCAUCAUUUUGCAGUGUCACUCGCGUGGAACAUUUAAAAUUAAAUACACUGGAUAAAAAAAGAAACCAAGUUGCGCGGUUGCCAUCAUAAAUAUACUGGAGCAUUAACGAAGACGAGUAAGAACUAACGAAAAAAAGAGGAAAUAUAUUACUGUACAGUCGUAAGAUAAUAAAGUGAAUUGUCGAUACCUGUGUUAGACGAUAAAUGGCCUCGAUAAAUCAUUGUGCCCAUUGAUCAAUGUGUAAUCAGAGAAGAACCGAGACUGGUGUUGGAUGUAUAGAGAUAACUAUCAUUAAAUCCAUCCCACGUUAAUUAAAGUCAUGGAGAAAAUUGAUAUGAGUAAUUCACCUUUUAAUAAUGCCUUAUAUACGCUCCUCUCGCUAUCACCGGAUUCCUUCUUUUAGUUGACAUUAUUAUAUCCAUUCCUAUUAAAAAAUAACAACCCAAGUAUUUGACAUUCAUUCAAAUUUCAGGGAAGACCAUACCUAAAUUUAUAACAAUUUCAAGGUUUUUCAUUGCCCUAGAUAAUAAAUCUGAUAAUCAGCUGAUUAGUUAAUGCAAAU